UUCACAUCAUAUGACUUUUGUCGAUUUCUUGCUAGAUUCUCAUUGAAGUCCAUCAUUAGUUUUCCAAAUCCUUUGACAUUAGAUAAACGUAGUACUAUUUAAGCACAAAAAGGUAUAAUAUAAUAAAAUGGCUAGCCAGACUCAGGGAAUUCAACAACUUCUUGCCGCUGAGAAAAGGGCUGCUGAAAAAGUCUCCGAGGCCAGGAAACGCAAAGCACGCAGACUAAAGCAAGCUAAGGAAGAAGCUCAAGAUGAAAUUGAGAAAUACCGUCAGGAACGUGAGAAGCAAUUCAAAGAAUUUGAAGCAAAGCAUAUGGGCUCACGGGAAGGGGUUGCAGCUAGAAUUGAUGCUGACACUCGUGUCAAAAUCGAUCAGAUGAACAAAGCUGUGUCUGUUCAAAAGGAUCCCGUGAUGUAUGAAAUUCUGAAGUUGGUCUAUGACAUCAAACCAGAAUUACACAAAAAUUAUCGCAAAGAAUAAUUUAUUUUAUUCAGAGCUCCAGUGAAAAAAUAAUAUAUUUAAUAAAGAUAUGUUUAUAUACCAACAUUUUUUGCUUAUGUGAAAAAAUCUUAAUAGAUCAAUCUGAAUUUUAGAAAUCUAGAAUUUUAAAUAUAAAUGUUCUGUAUAUAUUGUUAAUUGGUGAUUAAAAAUUAUGAAAAUGCAGUAUUUGAAACUUAGAAAGUUCAUUCC
Ctenocephalides felis (cat flea) is the source of this 691-nucleotide messenger RNA. RefSeq names its product V-type proton ATPase subunit G-like. Gene Ontology annotation, cellular component: vacuolar proton-transporting V-type ATPase complex. The record is from RefSeq and is a predicted model, not a curated record. Gene Ontology annotation, molecular function: proton-transporting ATPase activity, rotational mechanism. Lineage: Eukaryota; Metazoa; Arthropoda; Insecta; Siphonaptera; Pulicidae. Gene Ontology annotation, biological process: proton transmembrane transport. The transcript has 4 exons. The coding region runs from base 128 to 481 and encodes 117 amino acids.